Messenger RNA from Agrilus planipennis (emerald ash borer), 1637 nucleotides. Its product is annotated as alkyldihydroxyacetonephosphate synthase-like. Gene Ontology annotation, biological process: lipid biosynthetic process. Bases 162 to 929 code for a protein of 255 amino acids. NCBI's taxonomy places the organism in Eukaryota, Metazoa, Arthropoda, Insecta, Coleoptera, Buprestidae. The record is from RefSeq and is a predicted model, not a curated record. Gene Ontology annotation, molecular function: alkylglycerone-phosphate synthase activity; flavin adenine dinucleotide binding. The transcript is spliced from 2 exons.
UAUAUGUAUAUAGGUACUUCAUUAAAGUAAGUAAUUAUCUUGUAGGUUCUGAAGGAACGCUUGGAGUUAUCACGGAGGUCAUUUUGAAAAUACGCCCCCUUCCCAAAUUUAAGAAGUACGGUUCUGUUGUAUUCCCAAAUUUUGAAGCAGGAGUAAAAUGUAUGCGAGAAGUGGCUCGGGAGAGAUGUCAGCCUGCCUCCAUUCGUCUUAUGGAUAAUAAUCAAUUUAAAUUUGGUCAAACUCUCCGACCCGAACCGGGCUACUUCGGGCUUCUCCUAGAUAGCAUAAAAAGGAUUUACCUUACGAAAAUAAAGGGGUUUGAUGUGGAUUCUAUGUGUGUUGCGACUCUUCUUUUCGAAGGUGACAAAGAAGAUAUCGAAGGAAACGAAAAGAAAAUUAAUAGAAUAGCUGCAAAGUAUGGAGGAAUUCCAGCAGGAGAAAGAAACGGCGAACGUGGUUAUCUCCUCACUUUUGUUAUCGCUUACAUUAGAGACCUUGGCUUGGAAUAUUACGUGAUGGCUGAAUCGUUUGAAACAUCCGUUCCGUGGGAUCGUACGACAACACUUUGUCGUAAUGUGAAAAAUAGAGUGUCGAAGGAAUGUAAACGGUAUGGUAUCACGCAUUAUAUGCUUUCUUCCCGAGUUACCCAAACUUACGAUGCUGGUUCAGUGGUGUACUUCUACUUUGCCUUUAAUUAUAAAAAUUUAAAAAAUCCUGUUGAGGUAUUCGAGGACAUAGAAUGUAAAGCCAGGGAUGAGAUAAUUGCCAGUGGGGGCAGUUUGUCUCAUCAUCACGGUGUUGGUAAAAUACGAAAGAAGUGGUAUGCAAGUACUGUAUCCGAUGUGGGCGUGGCACUUUUUAGUGCAGCCAAACGCGAACUCGACCCUAACAACGUGUUCGCGAGUGGUAAUUUGUCGAGCAAAUUGUAAUGACCAUGCUGAAGUUGUUCUUUCAAAAAUUAAAUUACCUCAAUUUUGAAUUUCUGGUGUUAGUCCGUCGUGAUUUAACAAGUAUAGAAUAUCUCUUUAAGGAGGUUGACACUAUAGGGUGUGGGACAACGGUGCGGGGAAAGCGUCUGUGUAUAUUUGUACACACUCGUACAUAUCUCGUUUUCAUUUACAUCCAUUUGUGGGUUUGAGUGAGCACCACUUUUCACACAUUUAUCAUUCUUUUAAUUUAAAAAAACCGUUUCUUAUUCGUUCUAAUAAUUUACAGAUAUUUUUGUAAAUGACUAAGGAAUGUAUGCUGUGAUUUUCAGCAACUGCUCUCUCUCUCUCAUGUUACUUUGAAAUACUCUCGAAAUUAUGCAGUUCUGAUAAGAAUGCAUGUUCAAUGUUCAUUUAUAUAUUUAAUAUCUCUUAAAUUAUUCUUCUGAUGGAUUUGAAAUUUUGUAACGAUAUUUUAAAUAUAAGUGUCUUGUUAUUUCCAAAGAUUUGUCGAAAUCUCUCUGAUAUUUUUUUAUGGUGUCAGUUUCCUUAACAGGUUCAGAUAUUAAAUUUUUAGACAUCCAAGCCCUUAGUUUGUACGUUUAACGUAGGAUAGUAGGAAUAAAUCAUUUGCAAAAGAUUAUUUUCUUGUGCGGUUGUAAAUGAGGUUUUCUUGAAAUUUAGUACCCCGACAUAGUUUAAAAAAACAUU